This is a messenger RNA of Corylus avellana, 2554 nucleotides long. RefSeq names its product RING/U-box superfamily protein. The record is from RefSeq and is a predicted model, not a curated record. Gene Ontology annotation, cellular component: cytoplasm. Lineage: Eukaryota; Viridiplantae; Streptophyta; Magnoliopsida; Fagales; Betulaceae. Gene Ontology annotation, molecular function: ubiquitin protein ligase activity. Gene Ontology annotation, biological process: protein ubiquitination.
UGUCGAAAACUAUGAGUCUAUGGGUGGGACGCAGUGUCGGGUAAGGUGGGAAGUAAACUUAAUAGCUUCCUAUUCCUAAUGCCAUUUUGGUUUGGAAAAAAUUGUGAAAAAGAAAGAGAGAGAGAGAGAGAGAGAGAGCAGCUGAGUGGCGGAGUACGUUGAAGAGGUCUUUUUUCCUUGCUUCGAGUAUUCAAAGUCUUGUUGUACAAAAGCCUCCUUCUUUUUCUCUCUCCCUUGGAAUCAUUAUUCACUAACCCUAAAAGCCUUGUUCUUGAACUUCAAUUACUGGGUUUUCUCUCUAUUUGUUCUACUUUUUCUUCUCUCAACUUCAUCCCGCGUCUGAAGACCGAAUGGAUAAGACCCUUUUUCUGCGUCUACGUCUGAGGAACAACAUGUGGUAGUUUCUCAAAGAUCGAGGCCAAUCCAUUCCCGUAUCAUCCUUUUCUGGUUUCAAAUGGAUGCAGACUCACCAAGAAUCUCAGAACAGUUGCCUCGAUCCACUGCCCAUGGCCAUGAGGAUAGUGGUUUAGUUGUUGACCGUUCUGUCCAUCCAGCAGCAUGUACUUUCUGUCGAAGAAUCAUUUCUCCUGAAAACGAGCCAAGUGGUGAUCUGGAAACUACUGGUUUAUGUGGAGACUGUAAAUUUUUAUUUCUUGAAGAUCAUGGGACUCCUAUGCAAGACUCAUAUCAGUAUAGGACACCACGAGGAAGAAGAACCAGGUACAGCAGUUCCGAGUCUGUUGAAAAUCUCUUCUCACAAGAAUUUUCGCAUAUGAUUAAUUUGGCAAGGCAAAAUCAAUCAACUGCUGGUUAUGAAGAUCAACCUCUAGAUGGUGACGCUGCGACUAUGUUAUUGCAGCGCUCAAGUUCCCGUUCUACUCCAAGUGGAUCUAGAAGAUGGCAGCGAGUACUCUCUGACACCGACAGUGAUGGUUUUGAUCAUCAGGAUUCUUUUUAUGGAGAAAGUGAAUCCAAUGUUAGUUUUGGUCAGUAUGGGGUUUUUCAUGGUGAAAGUGAUGCCAUUUCUUUUAGUGCCUAUGGAGGGGACUCUGAUGCUUCUGUAGAAGGACAUAGUUUCCUGGACCCAGAAAUAUUUGUUCAACCGAUUGAGGGGAGCAUUUUUGAUAGUGAUACUGAUAUAGAUCCAAUGCAUGCCGGCCUCAGCCAAUGGGACUCGGAAGAAGAAGAAGAAGAAGAAGAAGAAGAUGGUGAGUGGGAAGAAGCCGAUGCUGAGGAAGACGUGGUUCAAUCUGUGGAAGCAGGAGGUCGACUUCAAAAUCUUUUCAGUUCUGAUGAUACAAUUAGUUUGGGACUCAGGGAAGGUAGACAGACGUUUUUUCGUACUAUCUUUUCUAACUUGGAGGAAGUAGAGUUACUGCCUUAUGUCAGGAAUUCUGGGGAUUAUCUUGAUGCAAGAGGCUUUGAAGAACUGCUUGCACGUCUUGCUGAGACUGACAGCUCGAGACGAGGAGCACCUCCUGCAGCCAUGUCUUUUGUGAAUAGUCUGCCUCGUGUGGUCAUUAAUGAGCAACAUGAGAAGCAUGAAGGCUUGGCAUGUGCAAUAUGCAAGGAAGUGUUACACAUUGGCACUGAAGUAAAUGAGCUUCCAUGCUUUCACCUCUAUCACCCUUCCUGCAUCAUGCCAUGGUUGAGCACACGAAAUUCAUGCCCCCUUUGUCGGUACGAGCUUCCUACGGAUGACAAAGAUUAUGAGGAGGAGAAGAUGAUCCACAACGGUAUCAUGGAAAUCCAUGAAAUCCAGCGGGAAAAUUUCAGUGAGGACAGUUCCUCUGAUGUCUUUGAUGGAGCAGAUGAAGAAUGUGAAUUUAAUCAAGCGAGAACAGAGCAACGAGGGCUGUUAGAUGUGGACCCUCCUAUUAAUAUCUCUGGCAGAGAGGAGGGUGGUAGAGGGAGAUGGCUUUUUCUUGCUGCUGCUCCAAUUGUCGGUCUCAUGGGAAUUGUGCUUGUCUGGUGGUUGGGCAAUCCUCUAAUUCAGGGAAGAGGACCAACAAGCCAGUGCAGCUUCACUGAACAAGGCCAUCGUCAAAGCAUUUCUGCCCCCUCACCCAGCCAAAGGGAGAAUAGAAGCAGGAGAUGGUGGUCACUUUUCUAGGCAAUUAUUGGGAUAUCUGGUAAAUGCAUCAGUCGAUGAUGGGUUGUUUUGAUGGUUUCCGCACCUGGUGGUUUGUGCUUUUGACCUGAAAGAGAUGAGAUAUUCAGGGUUUGUGCUUUACUUUUCCACCACUGCAUGUACAUGGCAGACUUUUAGCUUGGUUUGACAAUUCUUCAAGUAUCACUUUACAGGCUAGUUGGCUGUGGCUUUCCCUGCACAAUGGUAGCAAAAGUAAGGUGAAUUGCUUCAACUUUCUAAUGGUGUACCCUGUACAGCUCCUCCAUCUUCCACACCCCCCCACCCCACCCAACACACACACCUCCUGGUACCAAACGAUUGAGAUUUGAUGUUUAUGUAAUUGCUGCUGUUUGCAAAGCCAAAAUAUUGUCCGCUCCUUCCCACCCACCUUGCACUCUAUCAAUUUACCAACUUCUUCCUGCU